This is a messenger RNA of Linnemannia hyalina, 468 nucleotides long. NCBI's taxonomy places the organism in Eukaryota, Fungi, Mortierellomycota, Mortierellomycetes, Mortierellales, Mortierellaceae. The record is from the annotation of a GenBank genome assembly.
AUGCAAAAAGACGAAAUCGUAUCCCGAAUCAAACUCGCCUGCCGCGACAUCGAGACCCUUGAGAAACAAGAAAAUAACUACCUCGACUUACUCCAGCGGCCAUCCAACAACCGUACCGGAGAAACCGUCUUUAACGCCACCCUCGGCAUGCAACCACAGCGCCACGCCAUAUUUGCAGUCCGGGAACGAAUCUUCAAACACGCCCUCGAACAUCACAACUUGAUCGAGUCCCUCCGCGCAAUCGACGAAGGCCUGGCAAAGUCGAGUAACUUCAUUUUCGCGCACAUGAUGCUGAGGCGAAUGGAGCAGCUCCAGAGUGAAGUCAAUGAGUAUGAUGCUCAGCAAGGUGUGGCUGUUGAGGGGAACAAGGACCACGCCAAUAAGAACCGCGAGUUGAUCGCUAAGAUCAAACAUGUUUACGACGCUCCCGAGCCCCGCCCAAAGUCUCGAUUUUGGAGACGAAAGUAG